CCCGCUCCCUUCUCCAGACACACUCAUUGCUAAUACCUGGGACUGUGCAAUGUUCCCCUUAGACCACAAUAUGUCUGAGUUCAGAAAGCACACUGUCUGCUGAGGGAAUCUUACCUGACCUCCACAGGUCUGGAGCACCUGCUGCAAAAUCUGGACUUAUUUAAGCAAACACUAAGGCUCCAGGUGAGUGAUCCACAAUACUUUUGCUCCUGUCGCAGGCAUCAAAUUGAUGCCCAUUCUAGUGCUGAUGGAGCUGCCAUUUGUGAUGUCAGCUGGUGAUGUCACAAUAUCAAGGACAUCAGCAAUCCAGCCAGAUGCUUUCCACCACCUCAGGAGCUCUCAUCCAGGAGAAGAGCUUGCUCCAUGCACCACCCUUGAGAGGACAAUGGAGAACUUCUCCCUGCUCACCAUUUCUGGACCAUGUCUACCCAGCUGCACUAUGAAGAGCACUCCUGAUCUACCAUCCCUCAGGGGCACCUCCAGCCUGCCAGCUUGUGUCCUCACCAAAGUCCACAGCAAUGAGUCACCAGGGCGUAACUGCAUCAUCUACCGGCCCUGGUUUUCCCCAUACAGCUACUUAGUGGACAUGGACAAAACAGGCCAGCUGGGAGCCUGCAGCUUUCCAGAUGCACUGGCAGUCAGUGACUGGGACACUGACCAAUCUGAGGACCUCCCAGAGAGCAUCUCCUCCUCCUCAUGCUCCCUGGAGAAGACUUAUCUCCACAAGAGCAACAGGAAAACCAGUUCUGGCUGGGAAGCCCGAAACAGCAUCACCUCCCGGGACAUCCUCACAGCUUCAAAGUGGCAGCCGUUGCCUCACAAUGGCUACAAAUGUGUGGCAUGCUGCCGUGUGUUCCCCACCCUGCAUGCCCUCAAGACUCACAUCAAGUGCAGCUUCAAGGAGGGCUUCAGCUGCAAGGUGUAUUACCACAAGCUCAAAGCCCUGUGGGAGAAGGAGCGCAAGGCCCGACCUGAUGAUGGGCUACCCUUCAACACCACCAAAAUGCCCAAGUGACCCAGACCAGCUUGGGUGCCCUGUCUCUACUGUUACCAUUGUGGAGACAGCACAACGCACUUCAUUCCCUAUUACAGAACCAGAAUAAAUCAGAUUAUUAGGAGCAGCUGUUUUUAAUCUGCUGAUGACUUUUCCUGCUUGGGAGAAGGCAGCUUCCAAAGGUAUGAACACCCCAUCCAGACAAGACUCAUGCCUAUGGGUUGGUUGUCUGCAGCUCCUACAUGGUCACAGAAGCCAUGGCCAUCAUGCUGGGAUCAGUCUCCUCCCACCCUUGCCAAGUCAUAGUCUCUACUGUCCAACAGGGUCACCAUAGUCAGCCCAGCAGAGUCCCCUCUCUGCUUCACUAAUCAGAGCUGCACCCUUCCCCCAGGCUAGUAAGAGAUUCCUAUCACCAAUCUUCAACAUUUUAGAGAUUUCAGAAAAUAUAAGAGUAAGUCAAAAGCUACCUUAGGUCUAAAAGGAGAAUAUUGAAAGCCACUGCCUGUGUGCGACUGCCAUACAACUCAACAGAACCAGGCAGGUCACCUGGAGUGAGAGAGGGAGCAGAAAUGAAAAGAGAGGACAAUUCAGUUAAAAGGAAGUGCCAAGAGGCUACUCAAGCCCCAUGGGCUCCUUCUGGAAAGUGGGAGAAGGCCAGCAUGGUUCUGAGAGAGAUGAGAAAGGCCAGGGCCCUGUGGGUGUUGGUGUAAAAAUCCUGCCUUGCAUUGUCCCUCUGUUCUCAGCUCCUGCCUAAUCUCAAACCCACCUUGCUUUCAGAAGAGCCCAGGCACCUGGAAGGACCUUGGAGACAGAGUGGGAGUCCUGGUUGUAGGCAUGUCUUCUGUUCCUCCCUCCUGCUAUCUGCUCUUUCAGUAACUGGUUUGAACGGAGGUGGCUCUAACAUACACAAUGUCAACUCAUGCUUUGCCUGGCUUUGCUCCUCCAGAGCUCAGAGAAGACAAUCCCCAGCCUCUCUAUGGUGCACCUGAUCAUUAGAGAAAGUGCUAUCAAGAAAGGCCUGGCUUGUGGGAUCAAAUUUACUCAGCAAAAUGUCUUCCUCUAAUUGGAACAGGGAAACAUAAUGAUGACUCUAGUGUUUGCCUGGGAGCUGUGCAGGACAAACCUUAGACUUGUCAAACUUGAAGCCAUAAUCAUGCUUCACAUGCCUCAAUGAGACACAGUCAGGCAGGCAAAUUGGCUGGAGGUAUUACAAUGGAACAAGUUGAUUUUGUUGAAUCUCCAGCAGGAAACCAGGCAAAUUUCCAAGGAUACCCUGGUUUCCUUGCCAGUACACCUGCUUCACAGGCUACUGCAGAGGCAGGACCCUGAAGGAACUGGGAGGCUCAGUUCAAGGUCAAGCUGUUGCUCUCAGGGCUUUCAGGUUCUCAACAUAUUGGGGAAUCAUUGCAAUUUUGUUUAAAAAAAGAAAACAGAACCAGGAUCACAUUGGACUCCCUCAUUUCAUGGGAAACCUUAAAAUGGGACGUUUUCAUUUAGACAGGGAACAAUUUUCUUCAAACAUUUCAGGGUUUUCCCCCAGAACGAGAAUUCUGGGUCUCCAACUGGCCUUAGCCAGAGGAUGCCAGACACCUGUUUAAUGUAACACAGAUGUCCUAGCUCUGGUGCCGUGGUAACAAAGACUAAUUACUGCAGACAUGCAGGAGGAGAUGGUAGCCAAGUGCCACAUCUUGUGAAGUCAGCUCAUUACUGCACUGGGCUUAAGUUCAGCAGCAACAACCAACCAAACGCAGCUCAAUCCUGAGCCACUCUAGCCACAAAACAGAUGACAAUCUGGCAUAGACUGAAUUGCUAUGCCGUCUGUGAUACAUGGAUGCUGAGAGAAUGGCACCAAAUGGGGCUCAACCCUGUUCUGUGCCAGGGUGACAGCUGCCUUCUUGGCUGCUCCAGUAGGGACUGAAAUGGAGGGACUCAAAGCUUCACUGGCCGCAUUACAGCUUGGCUGGGGCUGUGACUGUAAAUGGCAGGUAGGGUAGGAUGUGUGGGCAUACCUGCUAGCUGUGAAAGGCAGAUUGCCAUGCUAGCACAACUGCCAACACUGAGUCCCAUAUAGUGCACUCAAGGGCAGCUGGACUUGACAGUGCUGUGGUGGAGAGACGGUAGUUAUUAUAAUGGGCCAUGCACAGUCAGCCCUUGGGGCAUUCUUAAAACUGAGAGGAGCAGUCCCUCUCCUUUCCCAUCCAUACAGGGUACUGACUAGUCAUAGGUCUGAGUUCUCCAUAUUGCCAAGGACUGAAACAACUGUCUCCAAACUAGUCUUGCCGAGAGUCUUGUGAAAGGACUGCUUCAGUGGGAAGUUUGUCUGAGGGAGGACUGCAAGCUCUAGCUGGACAGCUCUCUACUGUAGUCUACAGCCCUGGCACAAACUCCCUGUGGGGCAGGAGCAGCUUCCCCCUGCAGCAAGGAACGGAGAUCCUGCCAGUGUUUCAUUAGUACUGUAACUGAAUGUGUGCAUUCCAGUAAUCCACGGGGACCCCAAGGGAGAUGGGGCAGGGAGGGAGCUCUCAUUAUGCCAGGCACUGCAGAGACCAUGAGCAAACCUGGCCCUUUGUGUAUCAGGUGCUGCACAGACCUUGACUGAGGGUGGCCCUCCCCUCUCUGGCAUUGUCCAAGUGUUGUUGUACAGACCCUAAGCAGAAUCAGGCCCCCCCAAAACUACCACUAAAAGACAGCUCCUGCCCAAACUUUUUCCCAGUCACACUGGCUGGAGUGGGGUAGAAUGGCUGCAGGCUCUCAUACAGCAGCACAGCAAGGGGCUGCAUCUACAGUGGAACCUGUUCCCCGAAGUGGCUCCAGUGUGCCACACCAUGCCAUAAGGGACUGUUGGGAAGUGCCACAGGGACCCCUGUCCAACUGGAUCCAACUUGGGCUGGUUUCAUGGGACAGGUUUCACUGUAUGGAACGCCCCAUUUUCCAGGAAGCUGGCUCCCAUGCAGGCUAAAAAUAGCUGGGUUGCUCUAGGCCUUAGAGUUUGGAAGGUGGAGGAAGUGACUGAGAGAGAGGGAACGAGGGAGAGAGAGAGACAGAGAAAGAAAGGAA
This is a messenger RNA of Gavialis gangeticus (Gharial), 4051 nucleotides long. RefSeq names its product spermatogenesis associated 46 (gene SPATA46). The record is from RefSeq and is a predicted model, not a curated record. Gene Ontology annotation, cellular component: nuclear membrane. The coding region runs from base 230 to 1015 and encodes 261 amino acids. Lineage: Eukaryota; Metazoa; Chordata; Crocodylia; Gavialidae. Gene Ontology annotation, biological process: fertilization. The transcript has 2 exons.